AAUUAGAAAUACAUUCUGGAAAUCAUAGCAACCACAUGUCGUUUUCAUUCGUCUGUUCGUCGUAGGAUUUUCCAGCAGUUCGUAUCUUUGCAAUCUCCCGAAAAAUGGCUCCGAUAGUACCGAAAAAGUUCUAUCGUCAUGCUCUCAAAGCCGUAACUUACUACUCUCGGGAAAGGAAACGCCCUUGCAGUCUCCAAGAUAUUACGGCAUACAUGUAUCUCAAGAACCAACGAGCCAUGAGCGUGGACCAACUACAAGCUAUUUCGAAAAAAACCUUAGCUCAACUGUGCACUGCCGGAAUUGUCAAAAAAGUUAAAAAUCAAUAUUGGUUAAAUGAGUUGGGUUCAGAAGAUGGUUCUAGAAGAUCUGCUCCCAUCCCGAACGAAGAAACGGUAAGACCUUCGUCAUCCUUGCCGAAAAGACGAAAGCAAAUGGCUUCUAGAAGAUCCACGAUUCCGAUGGAUGCUGAGACAUCCAUAAAUACCGAAGAGAGGUUCUAUGAAGAAUCAGACGAAAGUGACUAUGAGGAUGAUGAAGAAGAAAACAAUACUGAAUCGGCAUCCAAAUCUGCAGCAUUAGAACCGAAUCAGGAACAAUCGUCUACCAGUAGGACGUCUACUGGCGCGGCUCGGGUCAUUGGUUCCGAUGAAGAUCACUCAAGUGAGGCUGCCGGAAACGCUAGCCCGUAAAUAGGUUCAAUGGAUCCAUUGGAUAAAAUUUUGGUGAGGACGUACAUUUUCGCUGAGUACCAAUCGCUGAGUUUCAAAUUUUAUUUUUAUACACUAUGUACAAAACAAGUUAAUAAAUUAUAUAACACUUA
Messenger RNA from Malaya genurostris, 820 nucleotides. RefSeq lists its product as uncharacterized. NCBI's taxonomy places the organism in Eukaryota, Metazoa, Arthropoda, Insecta, Diptera, Culicidae. The transcript has 3 exons. The record is from RefSeq and is a predicted model, not a curated record. Bases 105 to 689 code for a protein of 194 amino acids.